Molecule: messenger RNA, 864 nt
Organism: Alternaria ventricosa
Lineage: Eukaryota; Fungi; Ascomycota; Dothideomycetes; Pleosporales; Pleosporaceae
Exons: 2
Coding region: 1-864 (287 amino acids)
Biological process (GO): rRNA methylation
Cellular component (GO): mitochondrion
Molecular function (GO): RNA binding; RNA methyltransferase activity
Source: RefSeq, a predicted model, not a curated record
AUGUCUCGAAUCAGAUCGCACAAGCUUUUCCCAAUCACACAAGAAGUUGGAGAUGAGUACAUGCGCGCUCUGGACAAAGCAAGUAGCGGUCGACCACACAACGGGGUGAUUCUCGAGGCAUCGCCUCUGCCUGUUCCUCCAAUUACCGAGCUGAAGACGGCCUCUCUCGAGGAUGAGAGCUUCAGGGUCGCACUUGAUAGCCAAAGCGCUGAAGACUUGCUCGUCAAUGGCAAGCAAGAGCUAUACUCAUACAAAUCUGGAGGGUGGAGACACCCACUGAUCCUCUACGUGGAUGGAGUAGUCGACGAAGGCAAUCUUGGGGCUAUUGCACGCUCAGCCUAUGUCCUGGGUGCGGACGCCAUCAUCACGCCGACCCACCAUACUGCAAACUGGAGCCACAUCGCGGUCAAGGCCUCGGCCGGUGCCGCUGAAGCUAUCCCGCUUUUCAAGGUCGGUGACCCGACCGACUUCCUAAAGAAGAGCGCAGGUGCUGGGUGGUGCAUAUACGCGAGCGACGCCAUUCCGCCUGCGCCACCAAGUCUCUCUUCAGCCGACGACGCACCCGAGCCUGGGUCUAACAAGGUAGUGUACACGAUUACGCAGGGUAGGAAACGUCUUCCCGCAGACCACAGCCCAGUCGCCGAGCACCCCACAAUCCUCAUGAUGGGUGCUGAGGGCACGGGACUAAAGACCAGUCUGGUCAACCUGGCGAGAUACAAGGUCGGAAUCCCGCAUGGCCGCGAGGCCAACGAAGUCGGAGUCGACAGUCUGAAUGUCAGUGUUGCAGCGUCGAUACUCUGCUACGAGAUGUUGCAGAAGCCGAGGACACAGCCUGAGCGCAACCCCGAGAACGUUGUCUUCUAG